CAGCAUACGCGCAAUCGGUCUUAGUAGAGAUACGUUGGUGUGUUGUGCUCCUAGCUGUAGCCUAUGCCUCUCUCGCAGUAGAAAUGGGGCCAAUUGGAGAGGAGCUGAGAUAGUCGAACAAUAUACAGUCCGUCAAGCAGUAGAAAAUUAGCAGCGAUUCCUGAAACGAUAAGUGGUCCUGAAUAAAGUGUGUUACGUUUACUGGCUCUAUACACAGACUGCUAAUAGAGUUAAACCAUCUGAGUUUAUGUGCAUUCGGACUUGUUUUGCAUAGUUCACGCAUGUGUCGAUGUUGUAUAUAUGAUUAUAUACAAAAACUUACAAAAUUAGACGAACAGCUCCAGCUUUAGCUUUUCAAGUGAAUAUUAAGUCGUAGAACGCUUUUUUUAUUUGCAUCACCUAAAGCUAUAUAGGAUACUCCAUAUCGGAUAAAGCGUGAAAAUGCACCUCUUAAACAGGGGUAAAGUUUUACAAAUGGCUAACAACCAUUUAAAAAGAAUUUCCAGUCAUAGGUUAUCGACAUCGACUACAAUUUCCAACGAACCUUCAAAACCGUUUACUGAGAUUCCAAGAAUGCUUCGUCUUCCAUAUUUUGGUAGCAGUUGGAUAUAUUGGCCUCUGAUCGGUGGAUAUGACCCGGAUAAACCGCACCACGUGGCCAGAGAUAUUUACAAGAAACACGGAAGGAUCGUUGUUGAAUACCUUGGAGGACGGUAUCCUCUCGUGCACCUUUUUGAUGCUGAUGAUAUUGAGACGCUGUAUCAAUCAGAGGGUCGAACGCCUUUCCGCGUCGGCAGUGCAGCCUUUAAGAAGUACCGCUCCAGUAGACCACAGUGGUAUCAUAAUAUCGGAUAUCUCACCAUGCAAGGAGAAGAAUGGUACAACUAUAGGUCAAAGACCCAGCCCUAUACCCUAAAGCCGCGCACAAUUAUGUCAUACGUGCCCAGCAUGAACGACGUUGCUGAAGAAGCGCUGGAGCUGAUCCGUGACUACCAGAGUCGAUUCGGACCUGGACAGUGGAAUUGCCUUCGUCUGCUCUACAAAUGGUCCCUAGAAAGCGUAUUAUAUGUCGCUCUAGAUAAGCGACUACAGUGCAUGAAUACAGAGUUGACCGAGGGAUGCGACGCAGAUCGCGUCCUUAAAUCAAUGGACGUAAUAUUUGAGUGUUUGCAAAUCUUUGGCUAUCGCCUACCGUUCUGGCGGUACUUUCGCACGCCUAGUUGGAAGCGCUUCGAGGCCGCUAUGGAUGACUUUACCGAGGUUAUCUUUCGGAAUAUAAAGGACGCCCGAAAAACUCCAGCUGAAGGCAGAGAAAUGACAAUACUUCAACAUAUGCUUAGCCGUGACGAUCUGCUUUAUGAAGAUAUCGUUGCACUUAUGAGCGACUUUCUACUAGGAGGCGCAGAUACGACUUCAAACACAGCAUCUUUUCUUCUAUAUAAUAUGGCUAUAAAUCCAGAAGCACAGGAAAGAGCCUACAAGGAGGCUUCGUGCUUAAUGGAGGGCCGUCCAAGCAAGGAUGUUAUAGCCGAUGACCUCAACAGAAUUCCGUACAUCAAGGCUUGCCUAAAAGAAUCUCUUCGCUUAUUUCCGUCGAUUACUGGGGUUUACCGUAAGUUUGACAAGGAUGUUACCAUGUCAGGAUAUUGUAUUCCCAAAGGGACUGUGGUGUUCGCAAACUUUUAUAUCACUGGUCGCAAUUCAUCACACUUUGUUGAUCCUGAGCAUUUCCGGCCAGAACGCUGGAUGAAUAAGACCGACAGCCACGCUUACGCCUCUCUUCCCUUCAGCUUUGGGCCUCGUAUGUGCCUUGGACGGAGAGUUGCUGAACUUGAGCUGUGGACGUUAAUGAUCAAGUUGAUGCUUAAUUUUCGGCUGGAAUAUAAAGGGCCUCCCCUUGACUUCAGAGGAAAACUCGUCAACACACCGGAUCGAGACUUGAACAUUAUCUUCAAUCCAAGGAACUGAGUUGCCGCUAUAGUAGUACUAAAUAAAUAGCACUCCAAUCAUGAAAACCCGAUGCUUUUAGCUAGAUGAACAAUACUCAUUUUAAAAUUAAGUACCUAAUGUAGCAACAAAAAAUUGCAUUAAUAGUUUAAAAGCAGACAAGGUCUUUAAUUUUUAAAGGGAAUUCAUGAUCAACAGGCUUGCAAUGGCCACUCUUGCUGCAAUUUAAUACAAAAGCUGUACAAGGAAAACAUGAGAGCUGUGCAAUACAAACGCACUUCCAUUCAAGAGACUGUGGAAGAACUGUGAAUUGUUAAGUACCUUAGUAGCUCAGGCGUACAGCCAAGUAUUUUAGAUUUUCGCUCUUAACUAAGGCCCUUAGGUAAUAAGUUGAAAUGGCACGAAAGGGCCUUGAUCGAAACUGUGCAAUAAAGACCGCAUCUUUUAUUAAAAAAAAAAAACGUUAGCCAAGGAUUAUAGGUAUUUAACGAAGAAUACUCAACCAGUAGAAAAUUGUAUGAGAAUCAAGAACUCGCCUACGCUUGCUUAGGCUAGGGAUCUAGUAUGCAUAACGACGAUUGCGUUUUAAAAUGGGUUAGCUGCUGAUGUAAAUCAUGGACGAGCCUUCAAAUACAGAUCCUGCGCGCUUGAAGAUAGGGUACAACUGACGUGGCCAUCUAUCAUUCAGGUGAGACGAUUUUAAGACUGAUCGCUGACAAAAGAUAUAUGAGAAUGUCCUUUACCUUUGGACAACUAUAUUAUCUAAAACGAACGCGGCCGAUUUACCGAAAUAAACUUUAUUUAUAUGCGUGGAUAUGUUUAUUAAAAGGUACAUUAAAAACAACUGCGUCUGAGUUGUAAAAUCCAGUAGAACAGAGAAACCUUCAAAAUGCGCAUUGUAUAUUUACAUAGAUAUAAUAAAUGUGCUUUAACGAUAGUUUUUGGAACGAUAAUUCCGAGUCUUUUAUUUUGACUUUAGUACUAUUAAUCAGUCCUGUAAUCCAAUGUGAGACCUUAACGAGUUUGAGUUCAUAAACCUCAUAUUAUAUAAAAUGCGUUCUGUUAUUCAAGUGCAGCCUUCAGCACUCAAGUCUAGUGUAUAAGAGAAGGCGUAUUGGUGUUAACGUCCUCACGAGUAUGCGAUUCAGCGAAUGUCUGUUUGUGUCAAUGACUGAGA
This is a messenger RNA of Varroa destructor (honeybee mite), 3124 nucleotides long. Its product is annotated as putative cytochrome P450 49a1. The record is from RefSeq and is a predicted model, not a curated record. NCBI's taxonomy places the organism in Eukaryota, Metazoa, Arthropoda, Arachnida, Mesostigmata, Varroidae. Gene Ontology annotation, molecular function: heme binding; iron ion binding; monooxygenase activity.